Tyto alba (common barn owl) is the source of this 1713-nucleotide messenger RNA. It is a transcript of the gene NUDT2, whose product is annotated as nudix hydrolase 2. The transcript has 2 exons. Gene Ontology annotation, molecular function: bis(5'-nucleosyl)-tetraphosphatase (asymmetrical) activity. NCBI's taxonomy places the organism in Eukaryota, Metazoa, Chordata, Aves, Strigiformes, Tytonidae. Gene Ontology annotation, biological process: AMP biosynthetic process; ATP biosynthetic process. The record is from RefSeq and is a predicted model, not a curated record. The coding region runs from base 653 to 1099 and encodes 148 amino acids.
UCCUUCCUAUUUACAUGAAACUAGUGCUUAACACGUAUGCCAAGGAGUCUUUAGUUUUUUGUAACAGCUUCAUGUCUAGCUUAGCAAGCAGAAAGCCCGUCCUUUGUCAUUAAUUUUCCUGGCUCUGCCACUGGCAUCUUGAGUUCUCUGCUGCAGGGGGUCUGUUUUGGGCAAUUACUUCUGUAUGCCACUUCCAGCAAUGUUAAGAUAUUAUCUUUGCACCUUUGGAUUUUCAUAGUGGUAAAGCUUCAGAGUGUUAAUUGAUGGCUUUCCUUUUGCUUUAUGUUUGUUGUUAGUUUGGUUUUUUUUCUCCCUACAAUGUGGUUUGUAAUAGCAGCAAAGAAAUGUCGUACAGGUCAUAUUUAAUGCUUCUUGAUAACUUUUUUUUUUUUUUUUUUAAAAAAAAAGCUUUUGUAUAUGUUCCUGUUACCUUGUUUUAAAAGGAAAGGACUCAGUUUUUUACCAUUCAAAAAUAGUUAAUAAGAUGCAGUUUAAUUGUAUAGUACCUACAAAGGGAUGAUCAGCUUUUAGCACGUGCUGAGAUAUGUUUGCUGGCUAAAUACAACUAGUCUGUUUGAGCUCCAUGUUGUAUGUUGUUCCUGCUUGACCCUGUGUGUUCUUCCACAGCUCUCCGUGCAGCUAACAGAGGGGCAUGGCUGUGAGAGCUUGUGGCUUGAUCAUCUACAGGAGGCUGCAGUCAGCACCAUAUUCUAACGUCACUGAUGGUAUCGAAUACCUCCUCCUUCAGACAUCCUAUGGGAGCCAUCACUGGACCCCACCAAAAGGCCACGUGGACCCAGGAGAGGAUGACCUGCAGACAGCCCUCCGAGAAACACAGGAAGAGGCUGGUCUUCAGGCCAGUCAGCUCACCCUCAUAGAGGGGUACAAGAAAGAGCUCCACUAUCCUGUCCGUGGCAAACCUAAGACCGUCAUUUACUGGCUGGCAGAAAUGAAGGACUGUAACACAGAAAUCAAGCUUUCGGAGGAGCACCAAGCUUUCCAAUGGCUGAAGCUGGAGGAUGCUUGCAAAUUUGCAGAAUAUGAAGACAUGCAAGCUACACUGAAAGAAGUGCAUCAGUUUCUCUGCUCCAAAAUAUAAAUGAGUUUGUGAAGGACAGGGGGACUUUUUGAAAAAGCAUGUCCUGGGGUAUUUUUAACCAGAACUACUACAUGUCUGCAGAAAUGUGUAUUUCUUUUUCAAAUCUAUACAAAUUCAGUGAAGAGCUUUUAAGGAGCUUGUGCUUUGUCUCCCCUAGCUAACACAAAAAAGUGUGGUCUCAUUGAAGCAUGAGCCAGAGAUGUCUGAACUGAAAUCCAGAGCUAACAAAGGCUUCCUCUGUCCCUGUCUCCUUUUCUUUUUCCUUUUUUCUUUUUUUCCCUUGAAGUGCUGAACAACCACAAGUUCUUCUGAAAAAAUAAAACACUUUAUUUCUUGACUUGCUGAUGUAGAACUACAGAGUUGAGAAAAUGAGCAUACAGAGAUUUUUAAUAACAAAAUGUUUACUGCAGAAGUUGCACCUUGCAUUUCAAAUGGGGAAGCAGUAGUUCUGUUCCCAAGUCCUCUACUGAUAUGCUGUGAUAACUUGUCAAAUCAUUUCAGGUUUUGUUUGUUUGUAUUAUGAAUUUAUGUACAUCACUAAUGUAGUGUUACGAAAACAUUUUCCAUCCAAAAACUCCUAGUAAACAGUUGGCAUACAGUGUUUAAAUGUUAAA